Messenger RNA from Bemisia tabaci, 7656 nucleotides. Its product is annotated as caspase-1. Gene Ontology annotation, biological process: apoptotic process; proteolysis; positive regulation of neuron apoptotic process. Lineage: Eukaryota; Metazoa; Arthropoda; Insecta; Hemiptera; Aleyrodidae. Gene Ontology annotation, molecular function: cysteine-type endopeptidase activity. Gene Ontology annotation, cellular component: cytoplasm. The record is from RefSeq and is a predicted model, not a curated record.
GCAUGAUGCAUCAUCCAGUCUGAGUUUACAUUUUGUUUCGGUCGAUGAUCCUCCGUACCUGUUUGUGCCUAAUUGUUUAGUGACUGUGAUAAUAAAAUGCGUAAAGUCUUUCAUUUUGGCGUCUGAAUUAAUUUCGAUCGUUUUUAUCAUUCGUUCGAUUUGCAAAAGUGCAAUAGUUGAAUUGAUAGCAAUGAGUUGAUUCAGAUUUCCUACGGUGAAAAUAGUUAAGUAAUCUAGCUAGAAUGGAGGCAGAGACUGAUCUAGUUGAAACUUUGACUGAGAAAACGACGGCCAUCACGAUCAACGGGACCAACGGUAGCCAAGUGGUGAUGGAGCGACAGAUGACGUCGAGCAACGCCGACCACAAAACGGUGGAGAUCUUCAAAUUCGAGCAGCACAUCGACAAGCAAACGACCUACCAGGACUUCAACGACGAGGACAUCGACGACGAGGUCUUCGUCGAGGAGGAGGUGGCGAGCCGGCCGCGGCCGCGCGAGCGACGCAUCAGUGACGUCAUCGAUUGCAUCGGGACCCCGCCCUCCCCCUCGCUCUUCUCGAAGCGCCACAGCUUCAACGAUUUCCCGCUCCCGCUGGGGAGCCCGGUGGGGCGCAACGUCCCCAUCGUGAUGCACCCCUCCACGUCGGACUUCAACCUCAAGGGCAACUUCGGGCUCAACGGGAAGGGCGGGCAGUCGCCCCCGAGCGCCACCGCCUUCAACUUCUGCUCGCCGCCCUCGACCCCCUUCUCGGAUGGUGGUUACGGGAGCAUCGGAGUCCCCACGCCGCCACCCCCGUCGGCCCUCGCCAACCGCUCGGCGUCGCACUUCCGCUACAGCACCACCAGCGUCGAGAUGGUCACCACCAACGACCAGGUCGACGCCAAGCCCAUCGUCGAGCACAACCCCCCGCCCUCCGAACGCGUACCCUGCAUCGAAGCAUCAAUGCCUGUUCAUGCUGAUUCAGAAGAGUACAACAUGAACCAUGCUCGACGAGGCAAGGCAAUAAUUUUUAACCAUGAUAAAUUUACCAUGGCAAACAUGAAAGAUCGAAUCGGAUCUUCCACUGAUGUCAAGAAUCUGAAUGCUGUUUUUACCAAUCUUGGGUUUGAAGUGUUCAUCUACGAAAAUCUUGAGUGGACCAAGAUGGAAUAUUUGCUCCAUAACUUGAGCCAAGAAGAUCAUUCAGAUGCGGACUGUUUGGUCGUAAUUGUGUUAACUCAUGGUCUUGGACCAACUUACCUUGUUUCGGGAGAUGUGCCUUAUCCUGUGGAGAGUCUAUGGACACCCUUCACGGCGGACAAGUGUGUAACUUUGGCAGGAAAGCCAAAGCUGUUUUUCAUUCAGGCCUGCCGGGGAGAUAAGCUGGAUGGAGGUUUGAACUUGGUAAGCCGAACCCAAACAGACUCUGGGAAAGCAGGUUAUAAAAUUCCAACUCACGCAGAUUUUCUCCUUGCAUUCAGCACUUUUGAAGGGUUUUUUUCAUUUCGCCAUCCCGAAAAUGGUACUUGGUUCAUACAGAGUCUCUGUGAGGAGCUGAACGCGCAUGGUACUUCAAUGGAUUUACUCAAGUUAUUGACACGAGUUAGCCGUCGUGUGGCCAUAAACUUCCAAUCUUACAAUGAUUCCCAGCCUUGGUUUGAUGAGCAAAAACAAGUGCCCUCCAUCAACUCCAUGCUGAUCCGAGAUGUCUACUUUCGACCCAAGAGGCCUGCAAUAGAUUUGUCCCCAAUGAUUUGAUGUUUUCAGUCAAUUCAUAGGAAAAUUGUUUUUUCGCACCACGGAACCUUUUGCCAUGUUGAUGAAGAAGUGUGUGUAUUGUUACUUACCUUCAUUUUUAUCUUUCUUCUUUUUUUGCAUUUUAUUUCUAGUUAUAUUUUUUAGUACGUAAGAAACGUUAUUUUUUAUGUAGAGUUUAUGACAUGGUUUCAAAAGGUAUGCUGAAGUUUCAGUGCUUGCUGUGCUGAAUAUCAUGAAAGUUUUUCUGAAGAACUGAAACUUACAGAUGUUUGCUACUCAAUAAUUUGAUGCACUUGUUGCCUCUCUUAAAUUUUUGCAUGAAAGUGUCAAGCUUUUUAAAUAUCUAGAAAGUUACUGAGAGUUUUCAGGUUUUAAGGGAUGGCACCAACGAAAUUUCAGUAAAAUUACUGAAGAGAUGAAACUUCUGAGUGUCUGUUCUUUCUCAGAGAAAACUUGUACCGAAAAAUUGAAACCAUCUAUCUUAAAAUUUGAAACGUCAAAAAAAAAAAAAUACAAUUAAUAAGUAUAUAAAGGAUAGGCUGCCAGAUGCGACGGAUCUUGCAUGUAACAUCGAUAGAAUGCUCUUUUUACAAAAACAUUCCAUCCGGUUUUAUAUACAUGGUGCAUUUAUUAAUCAUUUUCCCUGUAAAAAAUGAAACCAAAAAUCAAAUCAAAAUGCUCUGUUUGCCACCUUUAUCUAAAAUCUCAUAAAAAUAUAAAAAAGGCAAAAAAAGUAAAAAAAAAAAUUAAUAUAUUUGUUUUUGUGCUUAAUUUGAUUUGUAAAACGAGAAAAGUUUCAUUAAAAACAAUUCGAACACUUACACUGAUCGACACAUAAAAAUGCUCUCAAGUUUUGACGGCAGAAAUUUACUAAUUUUGGAUUGUUGAGUCAAAAAAGAACCUCUGUUUUUCAUUAUUGGUCUCCGCUUUUGGAUGCAAUCUCUCUUGCAUAACCCCAAAUGAAACCAUGUUAACCAUAUGCAAUUCUCUUAUAAAACUGAUCAAAUUUGUUUUUGUGGGUAAGAAAGGAUCUAUUUUUUUACCCAGGUGUCUGCUGAAACUUUUCCUACUUACUUUUUGCCGCUGAAACGACCUCUAUUUCUUUUCAUUACAAAUAAUUAGUAGUUGAUGACAACAGACUAAGGUCAUUUUCGGCUUCAGCAGAAAAAAUAAUGGGAACAGUGCCCCAAUUGGACUACUUGUUCUUAAAAUUUCCCCUUACUUUUUAGGUGAAAAACAAUUGGAUAAAUUUUUUAUGGUGAUGACAUGAGGUUCAAUCGGUUCUAUAGGGGUUGCGGAGUGCAUGCAAACUGGAGGCUUAUACAGUGAAGUGGAAUUCAUUUUCGGACCUAGCUAUCUAAAAUUAAUAAGGCUCGGCCAUCAAAUCUUAAAGGCAUUUUUCCGGGUUUUUUAUUUUUUUUUGGUAGGUCAGUGUUAUGAUUGCAAGUACUUUCUUAAAACUUGAGGUGCAUUUAAUGUUGCAUUUUUAGUGUAGUAAAAUGUAUUUUUGAUGAAAGUAUUAUGUAGGUACAUUUCAUUCAUUUGUCUCAAAUUGCUAUGUAAUGUAUGGAUCUCAAAAGUUAGAUGUAGAGUGAUUUUCUUUCAUGUAAUCUUCAAAUAAUUUUAAUUUACUUUUAAGGAAUUGUUGCAUUUAGCCCAGUCAAAACCCUUGCGGAAGAAUAUAUAAUUGAGUUUUCAGUUACCUCUGAAAAGAACAAAAAAAAAUAAUUCCGGAAAGUUUGAAUUGCCGCUUUUUCAAUGCAAAAUUAAAAUGUAAAAAGUAUAAAAAAAGAUCUUUUAUCCCCAUGACUUUUUUCUUUUACUUAGAUGCUUUGUUAUGCGCCUGUAUUUUUUCAUGAUUUGUAUGACUAUCCAGUCUCUGACUGCUCUCAAGUCUCCAUUCUAUCAACUUACUUUCAGUGCUUUUCUUCCCCUGUGUAAAAAUAUUUUCUACACGGCUCCUUUUUUUACUUUUUAAAUUGGUUUUUUGUCAGAUAAGUCGGCAGUUAUUUACCGUUUGCAAGCAACUGCACUGCUGUAAUCCAUUAGUGAUCAAGGAUCGACCGAGUGCUACAACAACGCUGUGCUGCUGUUGUGCACAGCAAUGGGAAACUAGUACCUUCUUCUGAGGAAAUUUUGCUUUUGUCCACUCCGUGUGAAAGUCUAAAGUAAACAACUGCUAAUUUAUUUGAAACGAGUUCUACUUGCCUCUGUUUCAAUGCAAAAUACAAAUGUAAAAAAUAUAAAAAAGAAGAUUUUUUUGGAAAUGCGAGGAUGCUUUUUUAUGCGCCCGUGUUUUUUUAUGUUAUGACUUUAUACAGUCUGUGAACGCGUUCAAACCUCCAUUUUAUCAACUUACCCUCGGUGUUAGUUUCCCCCUAUUUUUACAUAUUUUCUGAAAUUGAAAAUAAGCUAAUUUUCAAUUAUACUUAAGGCAAUCAAACUUUUUGUCGAGACUGUUUCAAAAUUGUGUCUUUCAUUUAGCAUAAUUAUUUCUCUCUCAGCUCAUAUCCUCAAAUGUUUAGCUCAAUUUAGUAGGUACUCUUAAUUAUUGUUUUUAAAUGUAUGUAUGCUUUAAUAUUGGUUAUUAUGUGCCCAGAUUCUUUCAUCAGUAAGCGACUGUUUCAAAAUGUUUCUUUCUAAUUUCUAAGGGAAUUUUGUAGGGAUGGAUCUCAAAAAUUAUUUUGCUAGAUUAUUUCAUUCACACCAAGUCACUUAUUUCUUUUAGAUAUUUAUGUUUUUAUAACUCAAAAGAACAAACCGUCUUAUUUUUAAAUUGUGGAAUGUGAAAAAUUGCCAAUCAUAAGACUGUUCUUUUGCUUCAAUGCCACUUUAUCUCAUUCGUCUGGUUCAAAUUAGAAGUUUGUUAAAUCUUAAAGUGUCAUUCUUCGAAGAGAGAGAGAGCACUGGCUGGUAAUUUACUCUAUCAAUUGUUUUUGCAGCCAGGCUACUGCUUAGUUAAAUGGAGUAAGAAAUUAAGCAUUUCAAAAUGUUUCAUGCAGAUAUGUUUUUACAGUGUUUUUUUAUAUAUAUUUCUCAAACAAACUUGUGAACUGAGCAAGUUUUCAUUUUAUUUUUUGUUAAUGUAUUAUACUUUUUAAGUCAUCAUUUGUAGGCUAGAAAAUAGACUAAUUUAGUGGGCUACAGCAUGGUGCAGUUGUAAAAAAAUAUAACCUUGUCUUUGAUUCAUGCCCUUUGAACCAUAAUGAUAACAUGCCUUUUAAGUGUUUCUUGCAGUGAAAAUUUUUGAUGUUUAAUAAGUUAUUAAUUGACUUAUAAUUUAUCAAUGACUAAUUUGUAAUGAAUUAACAAAAUUAACUUUACAUAUUUGUCUCUGGAAUUUGAACACGAGGUUAUGUUUUAUUGUAUUUGUUUGAACCAUCGCAAACUGAUGUGUAGCCACUAAAUCUGCCUUUUCUAAUAAAUCUAAUGGAUUUUUUCAACUUUGCAUCGAUUCCAGCAUGAUAAAUACCUUUUUCUGGUAUUAAAAAAGCAGUACAAUUUCUCACCAAGUUUCAAGCAUGGCAUAAUGAGCUGUUAAUUAGGGCAGUGAAAUUUUCCAUUCCUCCUCCUCUUAUUGCCUCCCCCCCCCUCCCCCCAACUUUCAUAUGAUGUUGUGAAAGUCCCCCAAUAGUGCUUAAAGUUGCAUGUGGAUGAGACGACAAGACGUUUCUCAUCGCCUUGGUCAUCCGAAGUAUUCUGUUAAUUUUUCCUUCCAUUUUUUAAUCAGAUAUCUAAUUAUGUGAAAUUAUUUGCCGUUCUAGUAAUAUACUGUGAGGCAAACGCCCUCUGUUCAAUUUUGAUUGGAGGAUUUAGACUCAAUUUUAUGUAUGAGGACCUUUCCGACCAAAUAAAAUACCUCUAUGUCAACGUUGCUAAGAUUGUACGUACCUUCAACUGUUGAGUCCGUAAAAAACUAUACGCUCUGUUCUGCUAUUCCUCUCAUUUUGUCUCCAUUAUUCUGAAUAUUUUGGCAGAAGCAAUGUAUGAUGUAAAAUAUUCUGGAUGCUUGUAAAGGAAAAAAAAGUUGCACAAUUUAAGCAAUGUCUAAGCACUUGGCUUUAUGCUGUCCCACAGGAAAGGUCCUCGCUUACAAAACAAAUAAAAAACUAAAUUAUCUCCUGUCAUAAAAUCUUACACUCAUCCUUUAAGACUUUCUUUCUGUGCACUUGACCAUCAAGACUAUUUCAUCAGCGGUCAUCAAAAUAACAAAUUAAAAUUGAUAAUAGCUCAAAAACGAUAGCUCACAGGUGAAAUUGAAUCGGUUACUUGAAUACUGCUUGUAAAUUUUACAAGCUUUAAGAACUUUUCAUUUUCAGAGAUCUCUGAAAACAGCAUGGAUAGGAGAUUUAUAGCCUCGUAAUUUGGAACGAAAAAUUUUUAAGAUAAAUUAGAUGUCCCUAGUUUUAAAAUUAUAUUUUAUUGAAGUCAACUGGCAGUUCAUACCGCUCUGAUUUUUAAGCCCUUAAGAGAGUUCAACCUUCGUUCACUGUAUUCAGUUCCUGGUCAUCUAAGCCACUGCCAAUUUAAACUGUGCUUUUUGUGUUCACUAGUCCAUCUUUUUGUCUGAUUACGCUCGGAAUGUAAUGUCAUGUGGAUGUAAAGCCAAUGUAGACAAAAUUUAGAAAUAUUUUAUCAAAAAAUCUCAUCUCGCCCUCUCUAGUGAAUUUUUCACUACAAUCUUUAAUGACAAUUUUUUCCAUGCUGCCAAAAAUACAUGGUACCUGUUACUUACAUAACCGGCAACUUAUAUCUCUGUGCUCUCUUGCCUAACUGUCAAUUCUCUCCAGCGCUUCUCUCUUACAGCACAAUGAUGGCUAAACAUUAUAUUUUUUUAACUGUCCAUUAAUUGUAUUAACGGAAUUUUCUGAUGUACUUUGUGGUCUUUCAAGUAGGGAAUAAAAAAUGAAAAAAUUAUCUGUAAAUAAAUAUUUUUAGCUAAAUCCCCAAUGUCUUUCUUAGAUUUCAAAGUGUAUUUUUGUGGUAUGUAUUUUUAAAUUUUAUACUCUGUAUAGUUUUAUUAUGAUUGCUUCUCUUUGUUUGGAGCAAUGUGUAUGGCUAAAAUUGUGAGUCUUUAAAACAGCCAAUGCUUGUAAUGUUUCAGUGCUUUUAAAGUUGAUUUUAAUUAUAUACAUUUCUUUUAUUAUUACUUUUUUAUUUUUGGCUGAUUUAAUAUUACAACCUAAGUGUUCAAAAUAGGGAAAAAUUUAGUCUCUAAUGUAGAAGAUGUUUUUUUUCUCACUCAUCCUGUGAAUGCAACAAAAUAUCAGUGUUGAGUUGCUUUUAUUCAAGCCACUGACGCCCCCCCCCCCUUUCCAGAAGAACUUAUGGUAAGGUAAUGAUCAAAUUAAUUCAUCAGCUCUUGUUUUCCUGUAAUGGACUCAAUCUAAUGUUUUAAAGAAUGAAAAUUUCAAAAGUCUGGUAGUAACCCUCCUGAGCACUUUUUUCACAAAAAUAACAAUUUCAACAAAGCUAGUUUUUGCCUGUUCUUAAUUUGGGAAAAAAAAAGUGAGGGAUCUGUAAUUCGAUUGAAUUUUCAGAGUUGUUUUGAAAACAUCAAGUAAUUCAAAACUUCUCAUAUUGGAACCAGGUCUUCAUUCUUGAAAAAUAAUAGUAGAUUCUGAGCAAAAAUUCUGUGUAAUUUUGUUUUCAAUUUUUCGUUGAAGGCAUGUUUUCAUCACUUUUAAAGACUCCAGUUUUUGCUUCAUUAGCUUCAUAUCUUUUUCAUUUUGUUAUACUUAAUUUUUUAUACUAUUUUUAGUUCUCAUCUCAUAAUUUUAAUCUCUGUUUGUUCAUUUUUUUAGUUAAUUUUUCUUCACUUCUAAUGAAAGAAUGGCUUAUCUGUUUUGAAAGGAAAAUGUCAAAAUUAAUGUUCUAUUGAACCUUAAGUUGUAAUCAAUAAAAUCUCUCUUUCAUUAAA